Molecule: messenger RNA, 1584 nt
Organism: Doryrhamphus excisus (bluestripe pipefish)
Lineage: Eukaryota; Metazoa; Chordata; Actinopteri; Syngnathiformes; Syngnathidae
Gene: klhdc10
Product: kelch domain containing 10
Biological process (GO): positive regulation of stress-activated MAPK cascade
Molecular function (GO): protein binding
Source: RefSeq, a predicted model, not a curated record
GCCGGUUCGUUCGAGAACGACCCAUCACACAACUGACUGGCACUGACAUAUCAUUGACCGACAUGGCUGCCGAUCACUUAGGAAGCAGCUGUUUUAACUCAAUGUGAUGUUCUUUUUGGCGGUUUGGAUCAGCACUGGGACAACAUGACGGACGCCCGAGGUGCUCGCAGUCUGGACCAGUUGAAUAAAUUCGAGCGGCUGACAGGCAGGCCGCUGCACGGCGAGACACUAGCAGGUCGUCGGAUGCCCCCCGCCCGCAGUGGCCAUCGCUGUGUUGCAGACAACACCAACCUCUACGUGUUUGGGGGCUACAACCCGGACUAUGACAAUCCGCUGUUUAGGGAGCUUUGGCGGUACCACUUUGCCACUGGUCGCUGGCAGCAGAUCCACACACAGGGCUUCAUGCCCAUGGAGCUGGCCUCCAUGUCAGCUGUUUUGCACGGCAACAAUCUCCUGGUGUUCGGCGGCACAGGGAUCCCCUUCGGCGAGAGCAACGGCAACGACGUCCACGUGUGCAAUGUCAAGUACAAGCGGUGGUCGCUGCUCAACUGUCGCGGGAAGAGACCCAAUAGAAUCUAUGGACAGGCAAUGGUCAUCAUAAACGGCUUUCUGUACGUCUUUGGCGGGACGACAGGGUACAUAUACAGCACUGACUUGCACAGGCUGGACCUGACGAGCCGGGAGUGGAUCCACCUGAGGCCCAACAACAGCCCCGAUGACCUCCCCGAGGAACGGUACAGACAUGAGAUAGCACAUGACGGACAGAGGAUCUACAUCUUGGGAGGCGGGACUUCCUGGACAUCUUACGCUCUGCACAAGAUUCAUGCAUAUAAUCUGGAGACCAACUCCUGGGAGGAGAUCGCAACAAAACCUCACGAAAAAAUAGGGUUUCCUGCUCCUCGGAGAUGCCAUAGUUGUGUGCAAAUUAAAAACGACGUAUUUAUAUGUGGCGGCUACAACGGCGAGCAGAUACUCUCCGACCUGUGGAAAAUCAACCUGCAGACGUUCCAGUGGAGCAGGCUCCCCGCCAUUAUGCCCGAGCCCGCCUACUUCCACUGCGCUGCCGUUACGCCGACGGGCUGCAUGUACAUCCAUGGCGGCGUGGUCAACAUCCACGAGAACACAAGGACCGAAUCGCUCUUCAAGAUCUGGCUGGAGGUACCCAGCCUGCUGGAGCUCUGCUGGGAGAAGCUCCACCAGUCCUUCCCCCAUUUGGCCGCCUUGCCCGCCCUGCAGCUGCUCAACCUGGGCCUCACGCAGGAACUCAUAGAGCGCUUGAAAUAAGACAAAAAAAAAGGACCCCACCCCGAUUCCGGACACCCUUAAAGCCAAAAACGAUGGGAUGCCUUUUUUUUUUUUUUUUUGCUUAUCUGGAUCACUUUGCCAAAUAGAACAAGAGAGACUUGUAAACAUUUUUAAAAAAACAAAACAGGAAUAUUUUACAGACUGGGGGCAUAUGUAUUUAUUAUUGAAAAGACUCAUCCGGUUUGCACACACCGACUUGUCGCUUAUAUUUGUCAAUAAUUAGCUUUUAAAACAUAAAACAUGGACUACUACUUUACUUUUACUGACACAUGACAUCAA